Messenger RNA from Apodemus sylvaticus (European woodmouse), 1491 nucleotides. It is a transcript of the gene Dpf1, whose product is annotated as double PHD fingers 1. Lineage: Eukaryota; Metazoa; Chordata; Mammalia; Rodentia; Muridae. The transcript is spliced from 12 exons. Gene Ontology annotation, cellular component: nBAF complex. Gene Ontology annotation, biological process: nervous system development. The record is from RefSeq and is a predicted model, not a curated record. Bases 41 to 1204 code for a protein of 387 amino acids.
CCCGGCAGGGACCUGCUGGGGGCAGGACCCGGGGAGCAAGAUGGCCACGGUCAUCCCCAGCCCCCUGAGCCUUGGCGAGGACUUCUACCGGGAGGCCAUCGAGCACUGCCGCAGCUACAACGCGCGUCUGUGUGCCGAGCGCAGCCUGCGCCUGCCCUUCCUCGACUCGCAGACCGGCGUGGCCCAGAACAACUGCUACAUCUGGAUGGAGAAGACUCAUCGCGGGCCUGGUUUGGCCCCGGGACAGAUCUACACUUACCCCGCCCGCUGUUGGAGGAAGAAACGGAGACUCAACAUCCUCGAGGACCCCAGGCUCCGGCCCUGCGAGUACAAGAUCGAUUGCGAGGCGCCCCUGAAGAAGGAGGGUGGCCUCCCGGAAGGGCCAGUCCUUGAGGCUCUGCUGUGUGCUGAGACUGGAGAGAAGAAGGUGGAGCUGAAGGAGGAAGAGGCCAUUAUGGACUGUCAGAAACAGCAGUUGCUGGAGUUUCCGCAUGACCUCGAGGUAGAAGACUUGGAGGAAGACAUUCCCAGGAGGAAGAACAGGGCCAAAGGAAAGGCGUAUGGCAUUGGGGGUCUCCGAAAACGCCAGGACACCGCGUCCCUGGAGGACCGAGACAAGCCGUACGUCUGUGAUAUCUGUGGGAAGAGGUAUAAGAACCGGCCAGGACUCAGCUACCACUACACCCACACCCACCUGGCCGAGGAGGAGGGGGAGGAGCACGCCGAGCGCCACGCCCUGCCUUUUCACCGGAAAAACAACCAUAAACAGUUUUACAAAGAAUUGGCCUGGGUCCCCGAGGCACAGAGGAAACACACAGCCAAGAAAGCACCAGAUGGCACUGUCAUCCCCAAUGGCUACUGUGACUUUUGCCUGGGGGGCUCCAAGAAGACUGGGUGUCCCGAGGACCUCAUCUCCUGUGCGGACUGUGGGCGAUCAGGACAUCCCUCGUGCUUACAGUUCACGGUGAACAUGACGGCGGCCGUGCGGACCUACCGCUGGCAGUGCAUUGAAUGCAAGUCCUGCAGCCUGUGUGGCACCUCGGAGAAUGACGACCAGCUGCUGUUCUGUGAUGACUGCGAUCGAGGUUACCACAUGUACUGCCUGAGUCCUCCCAUGGCGGAGCCCCCAGAAGGCAGCUGGAGUUGCCACCUCUGUCUUCGGCACUUGAAAGAAAAGGCCUCUGCGUACAUCACCCUGACUUAGGCCUGGGCUCUCCUUCUCCAGGACCUUUGGGUGGUGCUAUCUUCUGCCUCUUGGAGCUCCUGGCUCUUCCCACCCGGUGUCCCCAGUGGAAGGGACAGGGUGAAUCCUGGGGUGGGGGCAGGGCAUUCUCCCUCUGCAAGUGGAAUGUUACCCUGUGGGUGGGUGGGUCCAGCAGGGUCCCCCCUGACCCCCCUCUUCAUCCCUUGACAAAUGGGCACCAGGCUUCUGCUCCCCUCAAAGCCAUAUCCCGCCUCCAGGCGGGCGUAGAGGGGUAGUGGGUGCCAGCC